This is a messenger RNA of Aplosporella prunicola CBS 121167, 240 nucleotides long. RefSeq lists its product as uncharacterized. The record is from RefSeq and is a predicted model, not a curated record. Gene Ontology annotation, biological process: phosphorelay signal transduction system. Lineage: Eukaryota; Fungi; Ascomycota; Dothideomycetes; Botryosphaeriales; Aplosporellaceae. The transcript has a single exon. The annotation marks the transcript as partial.
AUCUUCAUGGACAUCAGCAUGCCUAUCAUGAACGGCUUUGAGGCAACACGCCGCAUCCGCGCGAUCGAGGCCCAAUACCGCGAUGAACUGCCACCUAUGCAACGGCCAGCGCCCAGCCUGAUUGUUGCUUUGACGGGCUUGGCAAGUGGCAGAGACCAAAGCGAGGCAUUUACGUCUGGGUUCGACCUCUACAUGACCAAGCCGGUCAGUUUCAGGGAGGUCGGCAGGCUGUUGGACAAC